Messenger RNA from Rosa rugosa (rugosa rose), 3560 nucleotides. RefSeq lists its product as uncharacterized. NCBI's taxonomy places the organism in Eukaryota, Viridiplantae, Streptophyta, Magnoliopsida, Rosales, Rosaceae. Bases 1047 to 3227 code for a protein of 726 amino acids. The transcript is spliced from 4 exons. The record is from RefSeq and is a predicted model, not a curated record.
UAACCGCUUUCCUUGGCUCCACAUUCAUUCCCAAACCAAAUGAAUCAAAUCAGAGGAGCCAAAGUGGGUCACCUUCCGAGUUUUAUAUCUGUUUUAUGAUGUGCAUGUGUGUACUGUGUUUGUGUCAGACCCUGACAGCUCUAUGCAACACUCAAAUGACUCAAUCAUACAUUAAGCCUGGCAUCAAUCAUCUCUCUCCCUUUUUCUCCAUUCCCAUUCCUGUUCAGUGCUCACAACCCUCCUCCUUUUGCUGAUCUGUAAUUUUCUCCAUAAACCCAGUGGCUAGUUUUUGUUUUCUUCUUUACCCAAAAAGCAAAAAUAAUAGAAUCCAGCUGAAGUUUCCAAGUUUGUACUUCUUCCCAAUUUUGGUUGUUUAUGAGAUUCAAUUAAAUUUUCCAUAUUUUCCAAAUGCCUCUAUUUCCCAUAGUCCUUUACUCAAUUCCCUCUUCUGGGUCGGUGCUUCUUGUUCUGUGCCUCACACAAUCAUUAAUGCCAUUUGUUGAUAACCCUUUAUUAUUUUGUAGUGGUUGAUGAUUUGGUUUUUUUAUAUAUAUCAAAAUUUCAUAUUUCGGUUGGCCUCUAAUAUUUUUUCCUGAAAAGGAUGGUCUGCAUUAUUAGUGGCAAAAGCUCACUCACACCUACCAAACAUGAAUCUUGUGCAAUGCAUGUUUCCCUAGUUAUGUGCUUUGUGUGAUUAAACCUUUCUUUGGUAUCAAAUUUUAUUUGCUUCUAAAGCAUUGUUCCCGUUUUGCCAAUCUCCGCAACCCGUCAAAGUCCAUAGAUUCAAUCUGGGUACCUUGGACAAAGGAAAAAAGAAGGCUUUUUUUUUCAUCUGGGUAUUCACAAAUCUGUGUUCUUAAUCUGGGUUUUGAGGAAAAAUUGAAUCUUGAAGCUUUUUCUCAUCUGGGUUUUGAGAAAAGUUUGAAUCUUGAGGCUUUUCUCACCUGGGUUUUGAGAAAAGUUUGAAACUUGAGGCUUUUCUCAUCCGGGUUUUGGAGUAUUUGGCUUCUGUCUGAUGCGUAUUGGAGUUGGAGGUGAGAUCAAAAAUGGCGAAUCUUGUCCCGGGUGUGCUGCUCAAGCUUUUACAGCACAUGAACACAGAUGUGAAAGUGGCUGGUGAGCACAGGUCGUCUCUGUUACAAGUUGUGAGCAUUGUUCCAGCUCUGGCAGGGGGUGAGCUUUUCCCAAACCAAGGCUUCUAUCUUAAGGUAUCAGAUUCCUCUCAUGCCACUUAUGUAUCUCUGCCUGAUGAACAUGAUGAUUUAAUUCUCAGUGAUAAGAUUCAAUUGGGUCAGUUCAUUCAUGUGGACCGGCUUCAAGCCGCUACGCCAGUCCCCAUACUUCAUGGGGUUAGGCCUGUUCCGGGGCGACACCCUUGUGUAGGGAGCCCUGAGGACAUUGUUGCAACACAUUCUCUUGGAUUUCUUAACAAUAAUGCAAAUUCGGGUUCGAAAAAUGGAGACAAAGUGAAAUCUGAGUCUAAAGAUUUAGGAACUAGUCAUGGUGGAGCAAGACUAAAUAGUAGUAGUGUCAAGGAGGAGAAAUUAGAUAAGAAAAUCGGGUCUUUUAACAGAUCAAAGUCUCAGCCAUCUAAACCAUCAUUGAAUAUAGAGGUGAAGAAGGAAUCUUUGGCCAGAUUGAAGUCCUUGAAUUCAAGGUCUAUUCCAUCAUCUCCAACAAGUUGUUAUUCAUUGCCAACUACUUUUGAGAAAUUUUCGAAUAGUGUCAAGAAUCAGGGAAAAGUAAAGGCAACAGCUAAGGUGGGAGGUGUAGAAAAGAUUAGUUCCAAUGGGAGGAAAUCAGUAUCCGGAAACCCAAUCAAGAAUUUGGUUCAGGGAUUUGAUAUGGGGGCCAAGGCUCUGAGAAAGAGCUGGGAAGGAAAUAUGGAGGUGAAGAGUAGUUCAAAAUCAAGGGAUACCAGACGCGAUUCGAUGCUAGAAGUUCGCACAUCUACUCCUAGGAAAAGUAUAUCAAAUGAGAGGUUGCUGUCUAAAGAGGAGCAUAAGAUGCAGAUAUCUGCAAAGUCAUUGAAGGAGGAGAAUAAGGUUCAACAGUCAACAAAGAAAGUUACAGCAAAUGGAACUUUGGGUGAUCAAGACAGGUCAAUUAAACCAAGAAUAUCAGUUGGAAAAAAAUCAUCGGAUGCAUCUAACAAUGGAUUUCCUGGAAACUUGGUCAAGGUUCCUUUAAAUAACAGAAAAUUAACAGAUGGAGGUUUUCCAUGGCCUUCACUCCCAUCCUCACUUGCAAAGCUUGCAAAGGAAGUUUUGAGGCACAGGGAUUCAGCACAAAUGGCAGCAAUAGAGGCAAUGCAGGAGGCUUCUACUGCAGAGAGCUUACUACGGUGUUUGAGCAUAUAUUCCGAGCUAAUUACCACUGCAAAGGAAGAUAAUCCACAGCCUGCGGUAGAGCAGUUUUUAGCCCUCCAUGCUAGCUUGAAUAAUGCUCGUCUAGUAGCUGAUUCUCUAUCCAAAAUUACACCAGCUGGUUCAUCCCCAGAUCGUGAAGAAAGCCCGUCAGAAGAAGUGCUAAAGGUUACAUCAGAGAGGCGGAAACGGGCAGCAUCAUGGGUACAAGCUGCAUUAGCCACUAAUUUGUCUUCCUUUGCUGUAUUUAGUAAAGAGUCUUGUUCAACCUCAGUUCCAGCUUCAGCUUCCUCUCAAAACCAAAAGAAUGUCUCUGCAAAUCAACCCAUCUUAGUUUUAGACAACUCUACCAAGAAUGGCACAACAAAAUCCCAGGGAAAAAUUCGCCAGACAGUUGGCUCCAAGGUUGGUGCCUCACCAGGGACUCCUCGACGACUAGGGGAUGGAUCAGCCAUCAGUCAAAAACCACAGGCACAACCUCUACCUGAAUGGAUUAAAGGAAAUGGCCUAUAUGAGACUGUCGACUUGGCUGAAAUGUUGCGACUGCAGUCACAAGAUUGGUUCUUGGGAUUUGUGGAGAGGUUCCUGGAUGCUGAUGUGGACACUUCAGCUCUGUCAGAUAAUGGUCAAAUAUCAGGAAUGCUAACUCAGCUCAAGAGUGUGAAUGAUUGGUUGGAUAGUAUUGGUUCUAAUACAGAUGCAGAAGAAGCAACUGCUGUUUCUGAAGAGACCAUUGAUAGGCUAAGGAAGAAGAUCUACGAGUAUCUUCUUACGCAUGUUGAAUCUGCUGCCGCUGCCCUUGGUGGUGGAUCACAGUCAUCACCGCGACUUCAAACAACAGAUACAAAAGUUAGAAAAUGAAUCAAUUUAUACUGCACUGUAGUUUGGUACUGGUGAGUUUUUCGUGUCUGCAUUUGCCUUGAUGCCAGUGCCUAGCCUCGAAGCUGAGCCCUUAAACCACCAAAGUGGUCCUAGGAGCUCGGUUCGACUCUGUACAUAAUUCACAUGGGUCCGAGGAGAGGUAUAGAUGGAGUGGUGGUUAGUUAGAAGAGAGAAUUUGAUUUGAAAGUGCUAGAUAUGUUUUGCUUUUUUGAAUCCUUUGAUACAGCUUGUUUCAUGAGAUGGAUGACAGAAAAUUGAAAUGGUUUGGGGAGUUGGAAGUUUGAAAUUUCUUAUAUCGUGGUGAUUAUGACA